Eptesicus fuscus (big brown bat) is the source of this 1566-nucleotide messenger RNA. RefSeq names its product suppressor APC domain containing 2 (gene SAPCD2). Bases 1 to 1221 code for a protein of 406 amino acids. The transcript is spliced from 6 exons. Lineage: Eukaryota; Metazoa; Chordata; Mammalia; Chiroptera; Vespertilionidae. The record is from RefSeq and is a predicted model, not a curated record.
AUGGCCGGAGCCGCGAUGGCCGAGCCGGGCCGCGCGCCGCCCGCCGCGCCCGCCGAGCCCGGCACCGAGGGGCUGCCGCGCGCCUUCCUGCAGAGCCUGCGCACCCUCUUCGACAUCCUGGACGACCGGCGGCGCGGCUACGUGCACCUGCGCGAGAUCGAGUCCCGCUGGCGGGGCGCCGACACGCGCGAGCUGCCCCGCGGCGUGCUCCAGGGCCUGCGCCAGGUGGCCCCGGCCAGCGGCUACCUGACCUUCGAGCGCUUCGUGGCGGGUCUGCGCGCCUCGCUGGGCAGCGCCGACGACGGCCCGCGGGGCCCGGCGCGCGCCCCGGCCCGGGGAGGCGGCCCCGCGCGGCCCGGGGGCCAGCCGCCGCCGCCGCCGCCGCCCCCGCAGCGCCUGGUGUUCGCGUCCGCCGAGGAGCCGCGGACCAUCCUGGAGCGGAAGCCCCUGCCGCUGGGCGCGCGCCCCCCGGCGGUCGGCCCCGGCGGCGCGGCCCGGAGCCUGGAGAAGCUGUGCGUCCCGGCGGAGGCGGCGCCCGGCCUCGCGGAGCCCGAGCGGCCGCAGGGCCCGGCGCUGGAGCGGAGCCCGAGCUCGGACGCGGGUGCAGUGACCUGCAGGGCCUGGGAGCUGGGCGUGGGGGACCCCCGGCGGGCCCCCCGAGCCCGGGGCGAGCGUCGGAGGCACACCAUCACAAACGGAGUGGACUGUGAGCUGCUGAAGCAGAUGGCGGAGCUGGAGCAGGAGAAGGAGGUGCUGCUGCAGGGCCUGCAGAUGAUGGCCCGGGGCCGAGACUGGUACCAGCAGCAGCUGCAGCGCGUGCAGGAGCGCCAGCGCCGCCUGGGCCAGAGCCGGGCCAGCGCCGAGUUUGGGGCUGAGGGGAGCCCCCGCCCGCUGGGGCGGCUGCUGCCCAAGGUGCAGGAGGUGGCCCGCUGCCUGGGCGAGCUGCUGGCUGCGGCCUGUGCCGGCACGGCUCUGCCCUCGGCCUCCUCGGGGCCCCCGUGCCCCGCCCUGGCCCCCGCCUCACCCUCGGCGCCUGGCUGGCAGCAGCAGACCAUCCUGAUGCUGAAAGAGCAGAACCGCCUCCUCACGCAGGAGGUGACGGACAAGAGCGAGCGGAUCACGCAGCUGGAGCAGGAGAAGUCCGCCCUCAUCAAGCAGCUGUUUGAGGCGCGCGCCCUCAGCCAGCAGGACGCCGGGCCCCUGGACUCCACCUUCAUCUGAGGCCACGGGCACGGACAUGGCCUCCCGGCCGGACACUGGCCCUGGGCAGCGCCCCUCGAUCCCAGCCUCGCAGGCUGACGACCACCCGGCUGGCCUGGACACGGCUCUCCGCGUCCCAGUCUGGGCCCCCCCAGCCACAGGUGGAGCCGGCAGGGGGCUGCCCCCAGGAUGCCCUUCCAUCCUGGCCUGGGGAUGCGGGCUGACCUGGGCCAGGGCUCCACUGUGCGGGCUCAGCCUGAAGCUGCUGCUACCACCCCUUUCUCGCGGUCAGUGGGUCCCUCCUCCCGGUGUCCAGGUGUCCUGGUGUCCAGCCUGCCUAGUGUUUACAGCUGGCCUGUCUCCCUU